AUGGAAAGUAUGAACAGCGUGAGCCAAGCUAUCCACCGGCUCUUGAAGGACAACAACCUGAUCCACAGUCAAGAAUUUUCCGAUCCCAUACUAGCUCAAUUUACCCUUCUGUGCCUCGUUAUGAGAAACCACCAGUCUUCCAAGACUUCCGACAUGACCCUUAUACUGAUCUCCCUCCUUGCAACGAGCCAAACGAGAAACUUGAACCAUCAGCAGUUAUCAAUAAGGCUACGGAUAACCUAG
Molecule: messenger RNA, 243 nt
Organism: Blumeria graminis f. sp. triticale
Lineage: Eukaryota; Fungi; Ascomycota; Leotiomycetes; Helotiales; Erysiphaceae
Source: the annotation of a GenBank genome assembly